Molecule: messenger RNA, 855 nt
Organism: Ipomoea triloba (trilobed morning glory)
Lineage: Eukaryota; Viridiplantae; Streptophyta; Magnoliopsida; Solanales; Convolvulaceae
Exons: 2
Coding region: 1-855 (284 amino acids)
Source: RefSeq, a predicted model, not a curated record
AUGGCCCUCAUGGAAGGUUUUAAUCUUGCAUUAGAGGAAUGUGGCCUCCUCUUUGACUUGGGUAUGAGGGGCAAGAGAUUUACUUGGGAACGAGGUAGAGGAACAGAGAACUGGGUUGAAGAGAGAUUGGAUAGGGCAGUAGCUAUGGCUGAUUGGUGUACAUUAUUUCCUCAUGCCACAGUGUACAACCAUGAUGUUCUGAAGGACACUGGCUGCAAGGAUGUGGUGGUUAACUCUUGGAUUUCGUAUUCGGGCGAAGUGUUGCCAACACGUUUGGAAAAGUGCAGUUUGGACCUUAAAAAGUGGGGUGGUGAUUUUGUGAGGAGGAUUGGAAGAGAGAUUGAUCUGUUGCAAUCUCAGUUGAAUAAUUUACGAGGACGGCGAGAUGUAACAACGUUGGUUACAGUGAAAGAAUUGGAUGCUAAACUACGUGUCUUGCUCGAUCAGCAGAAUGUUUAUUGGCGUCAGAGAGCCAAACAACACUGGUUAUUUCAGGGAGAUAGGAAUACAAAGUUUUUUCACCAGUAUGCAUCAGCUAGAAAGAGGAAAAACCGAAUUCUGAAACUUCGGGAUGAUUCGGAUCAAUGGGUUGAGGGAGGCGAAGUGUUGCGGUUAGCCAUGCAAUAUUUUCAGACAGUCUUUACGUCUAAGGGAUCUGUUCAGGGGGACUCCUUGGAUGGUCUUCUACCUUCUAUCUGUGAUGAUGAUAAUCAGAAGCUGCUAAGGCCUUUUGGGAUUGAUGAAGUAAAGGAUGCACUUUUUUCGAUGGCACCGGACAAAUCACUAGGUCCGGAUGGUUAUAGCCCGACUUUCUAUCAACAUUUCUGGGGAGAAAUGGGUCAUGACAUAGCCUAG